AUGUUGGAGCGGUCAACCUGUACGGAUGGACGACGAGAGGCUACCCAAACGACUCUUCUAUGGAGAUGUCGCGACGGGCUCACGCCGACAUGGAGGUCAAGUCCGGCGCUACAAGAGUACUCUGAAAACCUCUCUGAAGUGCCUGCAGAUCAACCCGGCAAACUGGAAAGACCUCGCCUGAAACCGACCUACGUGGAGGAGAACAGGGAAGACAGGCGCAGCAAUCUUCGAAGCCAACCGCAUCACCACCGCCAAAGCCAAACGCUAGACACGCAAAUCUCCACUGCCACCGCCGCCACCGCCUCACAACACCAACGCCCAACCGCCUCCAACGUGCCCACGAUGUCAACGGACAUUCCGGGCGUCAGUUGGACUUGUUGGACACAUCCAGAUCAAAUGCAGCACUCGGACUUCACCAACCAUCGUCUCCCCGCCCACCUCUACCUCGCCUCCCACGUCGUCAACUAA
Molecule: messenger RNA, 468 nt
Organism: Spirometra erinaceieuropaei
Lineage: Eukaryota; Metazoa; Platyhelminthes; Cestoda; Diphyllobothriidea; Diphyllobothriidae
Source: the annotation of a GenBank genome assembly